AUGAAGAGCCACGACAUGUCGGCGGCUCAGGAGUACGGCGGAAUGCAGGUGAAGUCCUACGGUAUUUCAUCUGAAGAAGAGGAUGCAAACGAUAUCCCCACGGAUGAGUUGACAAACAGGGGCCCGUUCUCGUCUUUGCAACAGCGGCGCUGGAGAAGAAAUCGCGGUUCGACCCUACAUGACCCGUGGCAGGAGGCGCAUCUGCAUCGGGAGCGCCAGCGUUUGAAGAAUUUAAAAAAAACGGUGUCCGUAUUGGGACUGCUGGCAGGCGUGACGCUCGGCAGUUGGUUCGUGCUUCGCUAUUUCACGCCCAAGUCGAAGCGGCCCCAACGUGUCGACAUCGGCUUCGAAGGUGCCGGGAUGUACCCCAGCAUCAUCCCAGCCGAUAUGGAAGAAGACGAGUUCGGCGACUACUUUUUUGAACCGGCGGACCGGGCAACAUUCGACUCUCUCGUUGGAGACCAGCCCUCUUCUCCCGCUCCACUGCGUCGAGCAUUCAGCGAACCUGCGGACAUCGAUGCAUUCAUGAAUAAGGUAUACGGGCCGCUGCCUGAGAACGUCAAAGCAUCUGUCGCUCAAGCUGCCGCAAGAGUGGGCGCUGGUGGACUCAGUGGCCUCUUCAGUAGUGAGUUCAGCUCGGUUGCGGAAGGCUCGCAAGGGGGUGACUCCGGCAAUGCCAGUAGCUAG
Molecule: messenger RNA, 687 nt
Organism: Besnoitia besnoiti
Lineage: Eukaryota; Apicomplexa; Conoidasida; Eucoccidiorida; Sarcocystidae
Exons: 2
Coding region: 1-687 (228 amino acids)
Source: RefSeq, a predicted model, not a curated record